Messenger RNA from Postia placenta MAD-698-R-SB12, 447 nucleotides. RefSeq lists its product as hypothetical. The transcript has 3 exons. The record is from RefSeq and is a predicted model, not a curated record. NCBI's taxonomy places the organism in Eukaryota, Fungi, Basidiomycota, Agaricomycetes, Polyporales, Adustoporiaceae. The coding region runs from base 1 to 447 and encodes 148 amino acids.
AUGCCUCUCAAGAUGGCAGACGUCGCGAAUCUCUUCGUUCGGCUGCGCCGCGCCCAAGCACGUGCGGCAGCGCAGCACAUCGACUCAACCUCGGGCGACUGGCCGCUCACGCACGCUGCGCUCGCCGAUGACGUCGCCAUGUCCCCCCGCAAGGUUCCGCUUGUGCAGGAGGACACCUUUGUGUGCAAGGACGGCGUCGACGUCGCAAAGUUACUCCGUCUUGCGCGCGCAGCGCUAUAUGAGGAGGCGCAGGUAAUCGGUGCCAAUGUGCUUGUGGACGAGCAGAUUUGCUUGCACCGGAACGACCCCCGGAUGUUCACAGUACACAUCCGGUACUCUGCCUCCGCUUCACGCUCACAGAAACGGGACCCGCAACAGCCCAUUGCGCUUGAUUGCGCGCGCAGCAUUCCGGGGCUCAUGACGAUCCUCGACAGACUCGAGCAAUGA